Molecule: messenger RNA, 1949 nt
Organism: Hibiscus syriacus
Lineage: Eukaryota; Viridiplantae; Streptophyta; Magnoliopsida; Malvales; Malvaceae
Product: probable LRR receptor-like serine/threonine-protein kinase At4g31250
Exons: 3
Coding region: 1-1914 (637 amino acids)
Biological process (GO): protein phosphorylation
Molecular function (GO): protein kinase activity; protein binding; ATP binding
Source: RefSeq, a predicted model, not a curated record
AUGGACCGUUCUAAACCAUGUUAUUUUUGGCUCCCAUUGCUAUUCACAUUAGCAUGUUUCAUGGGGCCAACAUGGUGUCAAACCGAGGCCGAGAUACUACUCAAGUUCAAGACCUUUUUAACCAAUUACGGCCCUCAGCUAGACGAUUGGAACGCGUCGGGUCCAGGUCCAUGCAGCGGCGACGAUCCAAACUGGACUGGUAUACGCUGUAGCAACGGUUCCGUCUUUGGGAUAAAGCUCGAAAAUAUGGGUCUAGAAGGUAUGAUAGAUGUAGACACACUAAAGAGAUUGAAACUUCUGCGUACCGUAAGCUUUAUGAACAACAGCUUCACAGGUCCAUUCCCUGACUUGAACAAGCUUGUUUAUUUGAGGGUCUUGUAUUUGGCAAACAAUAGUUUCUCGGGUCCAAUACGCGACGACGGGUUCGCAGGCAUGAAGGCACUGCAAAAGGUUUUUCUCGGAUGGAAUAACUUCUCUGGUUUGAUACCAAGAUCGUUGGCGACGUUGCCGAAAUUGUCGGUGUUGAGCCUUGAGUGGAAUCGUUUUGAAGGGCGGAUACCCGAUUUUAAGCAGGAUAGUCUGACUUUGGUUAAUCUCGCUCAUAACAAUCUCUAUGGUCCAAUACCCUACAGAUUGAGCAACAUGAACCCAAGUUUUUUCGCAGGUAACAACCUAUGCGGCAGGCCGCUACCCCAAUGCAAAUCCUCAAGAAGGAAACGAACUAUCAUAAUAAUCACCGUUGUAGCCUGUACGUUGGUUAUCAUAUCUCUAAUCGCAGCUGUUCACUACAUCCUCAAAGAUCCAACAAUAGCAUCCCAAUUCAAUAGACCAGAAAAGAAGAAACCAGGAAACAACGUGACAGUGGGGAAGGUCAGCGAAGACAAAUCAGCCAAUUAUUACAAAAAACUAGGCGAGAACGCGAGGCUGCAUUUCGUGAGGGACGAGAGGGAGAGGUUCGAGUUGCAAGACUUGCUCCGGGCGUCGGCCGAGGUGCUUGGAAGCGGGAGCUUCGGGUCGUCUUACAAAGCUGUGAUUUCGAAUGGGCGAGCCAUGGUGGUGAAGAGAUUCAAGCAAAUGAACAAGGUGGGGAAAGAGGAAUUCCGUGAGCACAUGGCUAGGCUUGGAAGGUUAUCACACCCUAACGUACUUUCCCUUGUGGCGUUCCAUUAUAGAAGAGAAGAGAAGCUUUUGGUCUCUGAUUUUGCUCCCAAUGGAAGCCUGGCUAGUCAUCUUCAUUCUAGGCGUGCUCCAGGGAAACCAGGGUUAGAUUGGCCAACAAGGCUGAAGAUAAUCAAGGGAGUAGCAAAGGGUUUGGCCUACCUUUACAAUGAACUCUCCAACCUCACACUACCCCACGGACAUCUCAAAUCCUCCAAUGUCCUCUUAGACUACACAUUCGAACCCCUUCUAGCCGACUACGGCCUAAUCCCCGUCGUCAACAAAGACCAUGCUCAUCAAUUCAUGGUGGCAUACAAGUCCCCCGAAUUCUCCCAACACGACCGAACGUCAUGGAAGACCGACGUGUGGAGCCUCGGAAUACUCAUCCUCGAACUCCUAACGGGUAAGUUCCCCGCCAACUACUUGAAACAAGGUAAAGGCGGCAAUACGGAUCUGGCAACAUGGGUGAACUCGGUCGUUAGAGAAGAAUGGACCGGUGAGGUGUUCGACAAGGACAUGAAAGGCACGAGGAACGGGGAAGGCGAGAUGCUUAAGUUGUUGAAGAUCGGAAUGUGUUGCUGUGAAUGGAACAUGGAGAAGAGAUGGGAACUGAAAGAGGCUUUGGAGAAGAUUGAAGAGUUGAAGGACAGAGAUAGUGAUAAUGCCGAAGAUUAUUCUUCGUAUGGUAGUGAAGGGGAGGUGUACACGUCCAGAGCAGUCACCGAGGAAGAUUUUUCAUUCUCAGUUCAGGGUUGAAACAUGAAGGAAUCAAAGUCCAUACCCAUCAAACC